AUGUCCUCUCCUAAAGUCUGGUUUAUAACGGGGACGUCGUCAGGAUUCGGAAGAUGCAUGACAGAGUACGCCCUCAGCCAAGGAGACAUCGUGAUAGCGACCCUCCGCAAGCCAGAAGCCUUAUCCGAUCUCGCAACUCGAUAUCCUGCAGACAAACUCCUCGUGCUCAAAGUCGAUGUCACGAAGCAAGAAGACAUCGAUGAGGCGUUCGCUCGUACCCGUGAGGUGUUCGGACGGUUGGAUGUGGUUUUCAAUAAUGCGGGCUACCAGCUGGUCACCGAGGUGGAAGGCAUGCCUGUUAAUAAAGCGCGCGAGAUGUUCGAGACGAAUUUUUGGGGCUCGACGAAUGUUAGUCGUGCUGCGGUUAAGUUUUUUAGGGAGAUGAAUGAACCUGGGAAGGGGGGAAUACUUCUCCAAGUCAGUUCGGCUGUUGGCUUAAAUCCGCUUCCUGGAUUGGGUUAUUAUGCUGCGACUAAAAAUGCACUGGAGGGUUUCUCGGAGGGCCUAGCGAAAGAGUUGCCGCCUUCGUGGAACAUAAAGAUCUGCAUCAUAGAACCCGGCGCUUUCUACACAAAUGGCAUCAACGCAGGAGUGCUAUUACCGCAACAUCCAGCGUACACCGACGAUUCCUUUGCGACUUCGGUGUUGCGUCGUAGGCUAGACGCCGCGGUGUUCGAUGGAGAUGCCGAAAAGUUUGCGCGAACUGUUUAUCAGGUCGUACAGGGGGAAAAGAUCCCGCAGCGGUUGCCAAUGGGGUUGGAUGCGAUUGAGAUGCUGACGGCUAAGAUUGAGAGUUUGAAGGCGACUGUCACUGAGACGGCGGGGUGGUCGAAGGAUCUGAAGAGAGCAGGUGGGGGAGUGGGGCUCAUUGUAUAG
This is a messenger RNA of Suillus paluster, 876 nucleotides long. RefSeq lists its product as uncharacterized. NCBI's taxonomy places the organism in Eukaryota, Fungi, Basidiomycota, Agaricomycetes, Boletales, Suillaceae. Gene Ontology annotation, molecular function: oxidoreductase activity. The record is from RefSeq and is a predicted model, not a curated record. The transcript has 5 exons. Bases 1 to 876 code for a protein of 291 amino acids.